AUGAUGUCUCGGAGCAUCUCUGGGCUCCUCCGCCUUGGGCUAUCUCAAGCACACAGGGCCAGAGCCCAGGUUAUCUUUGUGACAACUGUUUGCAGUCCGGCACUGGCUGGCCUUCACCUGGGGAGAUGCUUCAGUACCAGCCACAGGCUUCAAUAUGUCCCCACGGGGGGCACAGGGUAAGUCAGGAUCUUAACUAAAUUCUUUGCUUCCAUUGGUCCCAUUGGAGGAAGAGGGUGUGGAUGCUAAUCUCACUGAAUUCAACAGGACUUGCUUCUGAGCAGACACAUAUAGGAUUGCACCAUUAAGCCACCUUUCUAUGUCUUUAUGACGGAGUGCCUUUGCUCCAGCUGUGAGGAGGUUGUAGCAAGAUGCAUGAAUGACAAUUUCUUUGAAUACAGAUAUGUAUGGAGCCUGGGAAAGAACAGAUCCUUCCAUUGGAACAACCUCACCUCUCUACUGCUCAUCUUUUCUUUUCUUUUCUUUUCUUUUCUUUUCUUUUCUUUUCUUUUCUUUUCUUUUCUUUUCUUUUCUUUUCUAAAAAACAAAUGAACAAAACUCUCCUGCUUUUCUCCCAUAUUGGAUUCAUGGUAGCCACACAUUCAAACUGAAAAAACAGUAUUAGAUAGAUGAUAGAUAGAUAGAUUCCAUACCUUCCACUAAAGAAUGACUGACUGUUCUAUCACUCUAAAAAUCAUACCUCUGGAACGGGAAUAAGGGUCUCCUAACAACUCUCAGCAUCCUUAACAAACUGCAACCCCUAGAAGCCUUUGGGGGAGUCAUGACUGCUUAAAAUGGUAUGGUGCAAAUGGCAUGUUGAAUGCCUCUAAUCUUUCUGCACAGAUUGCCAGUCUUUAACCCUUCACACCUCUCUACCGUUAUCUCAGGCUUUCACACUUGUGAUGCAACAGGCCAUGUGCAGCCUGUGCGGCAGCCCACCCGUGGUUUGAUAAAUCUCCCUGCUUGGGACAUGCUGAACUGAGAGAGGGAGAUGGUCAAGGACCCAGCAGGACAAAACACUCGGCAGCUGCAUUUGGCCUGGCAGGUUAAAACUUGCCUGGGCCUGCAUCCUCUGUUGCUGCCCCUUAGGCCACAAUCAUACCACAUUUAAAGCAUGAUGAUACCACUUUAAACACCCAUGGCUUCCCUCAAAGAAUCCUAGUUUGUUAAGGUUGCUGAGAGUUGUGAGGAGGUCCCUAUUCCUCGCCCAGAGCUACAAUUCUCAGAGCUCCCUUGGAAGAGGUCUCCAACAAGCCAUUUAUAGGUGGGGAUAUUAUUAUUAUUAUUAUUAUUAUUAUUAUUAUUAUUAUUAUUGGCUGCAUCAGUAUUGGAUGUGAAAUUGUUUUCAUAUACGUAAUUGCUUUGCAUGUGCUUUUAUUGUACUGUGAAAUCCCUUUGAGAUGCUUCAUAGGAAGCAAAUGAAAACAAGACUUAAUUACCGCCGCCACCGUCACCGUUGGGAGCAUUUACUGCAACAAUGAUAAUAUUGAUCUUUUCAUGUCUGGAAGCAUCCUAACUUUAUUGAAUGUGCGCUUCCCCCUCCCACAGAUCUACUGAGAAAGUGAAGUUAAAUUUUAUUAACAGGGAUGGAGAUAAAUUCUCAGUCACCGCUAAAGAAGGAGAAAGCUUGCUGGAGGUGGUGAUGAAUCAAAACAUCGACAUCGAUGGCUUUGGUAAGUGAUGUGACCCUUUCUCUUUCUUUAGCCUUAAGUCGUUUUCCGCACCUCAUGCGCACUCCCAUCACCGAUUUGCUAAGUGGUAACACAUGGCGCGAGUAAUGAGCCAGACCCAUCCUGACAUUUCUUAUGAAAUGCUAUAUUCUGACGCAUUUCUCCCAAAACCAGCUUAGAUCCAAAUUGAUAAAAAGAACAGCCUAACUGUGUUUUAAGGCAGUAACAUGUAUACAGCUCCAGUUACUGUUUUUAUUAAUUUAUUUCAUAAAAUGUGUAUAGCACUUGGUUGUAAAAAAAACAACACACCACCUUCAAGUCGUUUAGAAAAUGGAGAAAGCCAUAAAACAUAAGUAAAACAGGUAAAGGCAACAAUUUAAAUCAUUAAAAAAACAUCAGCAAUAAACAAAAAUCAGAUUAGAAUACACAUCAAUGCUCUAGAUAUAUAAGCAGUCUUGUCCAAACAAAAAUGUCACACCAAAAAGAGCACAGCAAACGUGCUUGCCUGAUAUCAAGUUGCAGGGAGUUCCAAAGUGUAUUUGGCAGGAGCUAGAUACUAGUCAGGAGAAGCAAUCUAGUUGUUGUUGUUAUUAUCAUCAUCAAUUUUAUUUAUUUAUACCCUGCCUUUCCCCCUGAACCAGGAUUCAAAGCAGCUCACAAAGAUUAAAGCAAAGUAAUUAACCUAUAAUAUAAUCAUAAAUGAUGUAAAAACAAAUAUAUUACAGUGUAGAUAGGUAACAACAGCACAGCACGAUUUAAAGGCCAUUUCCUUAAAAGCAGUCAGUUGCUAACAGCAUGCUGGAAUCAAACACUAUUUACUCUUCACAGCAGUCUUCUAUAAAUAAACUCAGUCCCCACUUUUCAGGCAAGCAGUCCAUGCGUCAGGCUUUCAAAAUGAGCCCCACAAAUGGACGCCUCUCUUCUUACACUUUUCUCUCUUACCUUCCUGCUCUACCCCCACAUGGUUUGGGUGGGUGGGAGACUCUUGUAUUGUAUGGUUCUAGCCGGAUGGAACUCUGUUCUGGCCCCUCUCAGGUGUGCACCAUUGCCAUUCUAAGAGAACAAGGGAGGCGUUCACCACGAACGCCUCCCUUGUUCUCUUAGAAUGGCAAUUUUUCUAGAAAAAAACAGCACUGGUUUAGAGGGUCCAAGUGCCAUGCAACGACCGACUUUCUUUUACUUUCCUUUUGACUCAGACCUGCAGCCCCUAAUUGGACACCUCUGUAGCUGUCACACAUGCACACCCACACCCACACCCCCCGAUACCCACACACCAUACCAGUGUGUCCAACUUAUUUAUUCAGAUAAAUGAACGGAAAUAAUUGCACAAGCAAAACCCACAAAGCUACCCCACUAGGUCAAAGAUUCCCACUUUCUCUCAAGCACUAUAUGUGCCAAUGCAAGUCUGUGUUAUGUGGUCUUCCUUAGAGGCAGCAGGAGCCAGUGGUGGCACAGGGUUCAGGGUGUUGGACCAGGGCCUAGAAAAAGCCAGAGUUCAAGUCCUCACUCAGCUACAAAGCUCACUUGGAUAGCUCAGUUGGUUAGAGCGUGGUACUGAUAAAGCCAAGGUUGCAGGUUUGAUCCAUGCAUGGGACAAGUGCAUACUCCUGCAUUGCAGAGGGUUGGACUGGAUGAUUCCAGCUCUACAAUUCUUUGAUUCUAUGACUUUGGGCCAGUCACUUCCUCUCUGCCUGACCUACCACACAGGGUUGUUGUGCGGAUUAAGUGAGGAAGGGAAAGAACUAUGUAUGCCACUUUGAGCUCCUGGACAGAAGGGUGAUAUAUAAAUGCAAUAACAAAUAAAUGAAAUACAAAUCUGUUGCUUUCUCUGCCGGGGUGUAAGGAAGAAGAAAAUGAUGUGUUGUAAUAAGGCAGAUCCAGCAGGUGGCAGCAAAAGCAGGUGCAAGUGAUGUACAGCCUACAAACGCUUCUUUUUCAGCAACCUCAGGGAGGGAGGGAGGGGGGCUAUCCAUUCAUGAUUUUAGCCAACAAACCUUAUGGGAUGUAGUAGCAACCCUCAGCAAUUGCUCUUCAACUACAGUAAUUUAGGUUUGGGGACACUGUUUGUGCACAUUGUAAUCUCUGACUGGUGACAGAUUUCAGGGGUUCCAGCAUUUACUCAGGGUUCUGUUUCCUUGGAAUCAGGGUCAGCACAGACUGUGGUGUCUUUAGAAUAUCAGACCUGGCAAGUGUCCCUAUUUUCCAGGGACCUCCCUGAUUUACAGAAGGCAUCCCGGUUUAUGAUUUGAUGCUGGAAUGUCCCGCUUUUCCUUAGGACGUCCCUAUUUUCACAGGAGAAAUGUUGGAGGGUAUGGAGUUAUCCAACCCAUGAGCCAUCUGAAGGCAGUCUUGUAUAGGGAAGUUUUUAAAAUGUUUUAUUAUGCUUUUAUAUAUGUUGGAAGCUGCCCAGAGUGGCUGGGGCAACCCAGAAAGAUGUGUGGGGUAUAAAUAGUAAAAUUAUCGUUAUGGAUUGGAAUGUCCCUAUUUUCAUCAGAGAAAUGUUGAAGAGUAUAUGAUAUAUGUGUGCAACACUGUAGGUUCUUGCAGCAGAUGACUAAGACAAGUAUGUAGCAUUGAUGCUGAUUCCUUUCCCCCCGAAGGGGCAUGUGAGGGGGCCUUGGCUUGCUCCACUUGCCACCUCAUCUUUGAGGGCAGCACAUUUCAACAACUGGACCCCAUCAGUGACGACGAGAUAGAUAUGCUGGACCUGGCAUACGGACUUACCGAGACGUAAGUAUCCAUACCCUGUUUCUAGACACUGCAUAUUUGCAUGGUGAAUUGAACUGCACAGGAUCGAAACUCAAGAUGGGGGCAGAAUUCUGCAUCCUCAGAAUCUUAGUUCUAGCCUUUUAAAAAGCAACAAGGAAAUCCCCUUUGAUUUCCUUUUAGUGCCAGCUGAAAUUUUAGAAGUGGUUCCUCUCCGGGGAAUAUGGCAGUAAGAAUACCUUUAUAGCUUGUGGAACCACUGGAAGCAAAAUUACUUAUGAAAAAUGAGGAAGGAGAGGCAGAGAAACAGGGGGAUGACCUUGGUGUUUCUUCCAAAUCUACAGUUCUGUGAUUCUAUGAAGGUGGUAGUGAGGUUUACUGCCAUGUAGGUGCACCAGUGGCAUCAUUAUGGCACUCCUGCCAGUGUGUUUGCACAGUGCUGCUCCCUCCCCCAUCUCAAUCCUCCUACUUAGCAACAGUGAUCCAGCUCCCAGGAUGCUAUUCUGGCAGCUCUGUUCCAUCUGGUGACCUGGUUCUGGCACAAGCAACAAUCACAGAAUUGCUGGAAGGUAUCCUGAGGACGUGGGUGGCACUGUGGGUAAAACCUCAGUGCCUAGGACUUGCCGAUCGUAUGGUCGGCGGUUCAAAUCCCCGCGGCAGGGUGAGCUCCCAUCGUUCGGCUCGCCAGAGCAGCUUCGUCACGCUGGCCACGUGACCCGGAAGUGUUCUCGGACGGCACCGGCUCACGGCCUCUAGAGCGAGAUGAGCACGCAACCCUAGAGUCGGACACGACUGGCCUGUACGGGCAGGGGUACCUUUACCUUUAUCCUGAGGAUAAUCUAAUCUAGGGUUGCCAUACGUUUAGAAUUUCCCGGACAUAGCUGAGAUUUGGCCCUUGCAGUCGGCGUCUGGGAUUUUAAAUCGUUGAAAUGUCCGGAAAAAUCCAGACGUAUGGCAACCCAUGUCAGAAGUGAAGAUUUCUGGCAAAUUUACUUUAAAAUAGCUCAAAAUGUCUUCUUUGGCAGAAAGAAAGAAAGAAAGAAAGAAAGAAAGAAAGAAAGAAAGAAAGAAAGAAAGAAGCAGCUCAACAACUUUGCCCCCCCCCCCAAAAGCGCAACAAUUCUUGAGUCUAGAUUUUCAAUUUUUGAAAUAUGGCAACCCUAAUCUAAUCCAGCCCCUUGCAUUGCAGGAAUAUGCAGCUGUCCCACACAGGGAUUGAACCUGCAACUUUGGCAUUAUCAUUUCCAUGCUCUAACCAAGUGAGCUAGAGAUUAAGUGGUGAGAUUAAUGAUCAGUUGAAGCUUGAGUAAAUAAAAAGGUUUGACUGGAACAGCUGAAGAGAUUUUUUUCUUACCAGUACUUGUUUCCAACUAGAGGAAAAAGCAUAGGACUAUCAAUAACUGUAACUGUAAUUUGGUUACGUUGUUCAACAACAAUUGAGACAAUUUCCACAGCUAAAAGGUAAAAGUAAAGGGACCCCUGACCAUUAGGUCCAGUUGUGACCAACUCUGGGGUUGCAGCGCUCCUCGCUUUAUUGGCCAAGGGAGCCGGCGUACAGCUUCCGGGUCAUGUGGCCAGCAUGACUAAGCCGCUUCUGGCGAACCAGAGCAGCGCACAGAAACGCCGUUUACCUUCCCACCAGAGUGAUACUUAUUUAUCUACGUGCACUGGUAUGCUUUUGAACCGCUAGGUUGGCAGGAGCAGGGACCAAGCAACGGGCACUCACCCCGUCGCGGGGAUUCGAACUGCCGACCUUCUGAUCGGCAAGUCCUAGGCUCUGUGGUUUAGACCACAGCACCACCCGUGUCCCAUUUCCACAGCUACACAUACACAAAAGCUUGCUUUCAUUUGCCAAGUGUAUUUUUGGUCAUUUUCAUACUGCAAACUACCCCAUGAUCCUCGGAUGAAGGGCAGCAUAUAAAUUCAAUAAAUAAAGAAAAAAUAAAAGCAGCACAGCGUUGUUAAAAGCCCUUUCCUUUAAAAUAAGUCAGUUCCCUAAGGCCUUUUGGAAUAAAGCAGCCUUCAGCUGUUGGGCAGAAGCACAGUGGGGACGAGCUGCUUCCUUAGGAAGUGAGUUCCGAAGCCAGGGAGCCAAGAAAGCACACACAACAAAACCAAGAGAUGUCUGGGUCUGUUUUUGUCCUUUAUAAGGUCUCGUCUAGGCUGCCAGGUGCGCGUGAAGAAUUGGAUGGAUGGCCUCACGGUCCAGGUCCCCACAGAUGUGUCAGACAUCAGGAGAGAACUGGAAGUGGAGAAGCAAACCAAGCAAUAA
Messenger RNA from Podarcis lilfordi (Lilford's wall lizard), 6645 nucleotides. The record is from the annotation of a GenBank genome assembly. Lineage: Eukaryota; Metazoa; Chordata; Lepidosauria; Squamata; Lacertidae.